UUUUCACAUUUCAGUUCAUAUCUUUGACUUCAGUUCAUUCAGAAGCUCUGGGCUUUAUGAAGUUUGUGCUGGAAAAUCUGUUGGCCAAGGAAAGAAGCACGUGAACAGUUUUUGCAAUGAGUUGGUUAAUCAUUUUUUAUAUACCUCUUCUUGUAACGACGGUGUCAAUCACUGGGAACCCUGGAUGCUACUGUGACUCUCAAUCUGGGGAUUGUGACUUAGUUACACAUCAGUGCAACUUUACAGCACACGAUUUGCAGUUCUAUACCUGCAAUGUUGAGCUUUCUGUUCAAACCGGUGACAUACAACACUACUGUGUGACAGGAUCUUCAGGUUCUAAUUGUCAAUCUACACCUGAAGUGCUGAGAAAGUGCUGUGUCGGUGGGAGGGAGUGCAAUAAAUGCAUUCUCCCAGAUGAGAUCACGUACGACCAAUGCAAUGCUCUCGUUCUCCCCUCUGGUUGUGCCCCACUGAGCUGCGACCAACUCACACCUACUCUUCCCACUCGCAGCACUGAAUUAGAUACUUGGUGGAUGCCUAUGAUAUUUUUUCUGGCUGCUUUGGUAUUGGUAUCAACUGUAUUUGCUGUGCCGGUCUGUGUUUGCAUUCGACGUCGUCGUCGUCGUCGUAGGAAGGCCUACAAAGAUAAUGGGAUGUCCAGUGGCAGCAAAUAUUCAACCUCUAUAAUGCAAGAGAGAACAUUUGCCCAAGAUAUUGAAUUUGUCAAACCCAUAGUACCUAUAGCAUGUGGAGCGUUUGGUGCAGUGUUUAAAGCAUCUCGUUACGGAAGAGUGCUUGCUGUCAAGAAGUACAUUAACCCUGAUGACAAGACCUGUGAAAGGGAGAGAAGAAUUUACACAUCUGGUAUGAUCGCCCACUCCAACAUCGUCUCCUAUGUUUGCAGUGACAUACGCUACCAAAAACACAACUCCGGAAGAGAAUUAUGGCUCGUAAUGAAGUUUUAUGAACUAGGUUGCGUAGCCGAAUAUCUCAAGGAACACACCAUCUCCCCAAAUCAGAUGCUUAAAAUCCUCCAGAGUAUAGCAGAUGCACUUCAGUUCCUUCACCAGCCGUUCAAAUCUCACUACGGUAGAAACCACUGCGGUAUAGCGCACAGGGACCUCAAGACUCGAAACAUCCUUGUUGCUGACAACAGCGGUGCAUGUGUUGUUGGAGAUUUUGGACUUUCAGUAAUCGGAGAUGAUUUUGUUGAAGGUGCUGACCCAGUCAUUCAAGUGGGUACUAAACGACAUAUGGCCCCUGAGAUUCUCAAUAAGACUUUGUCAUAUGAGUUUGAGUCGUUUUGUCAGGCAGAUAUCUAUGCGUACGGUCUGGUCAUGUGGGAGGUGCUGCGUAGAGUGGAGAUAGAUGGAGUGGCCAGCGACUAUUCAGAGCCCUACAGCGAGUUUUUGCCAGCAAACCCUACCAUUGAGGAUGUAAAACGCGUUGUGGUGGACCAGCGGAGGAGACCUGAACUGGGAGAGAGGUGGAAGGGAAAUGAGGUUCACUGGCGUAUUCACCUGGCAAACCUCAUGGCUGAGAGUUGGUCUCCAUCCCCUGAUGCCAGACCAAGUGCUGCACGACUAGCAAUAUGCCUGAGGAAGAACAUAGUCUCCCAAGACUGAUUCUUAUUCAUCUCACAUUUAAUCUGGUUACUGAAGAACACAUUAAUCAUCCAGUUAAGAAAUUUUGGCUCAUUCAACUUUCCCCUUUCCUACAGUUCUCCCAAGACUGAUUCUUAGGUUAACUUUUGAAAUUACUGUUAUUCAUCUCAUAUUAACCUGGUUACUGAAGAACACAUUAAUCAUCCCGUUACAGAAAUUUCUGCUCGUUCAACUUUUUCCCUUUCCUAUAUAGCAGUUUAGAAUUUUUUAGCUGUUAACUUAAUUGCUAUUGUUUCCUACCGUAGAAACUGGAUUAUUAGUGAAUGCGCUCAUGGGGUCAAUAGCUCCAUACGCUUACGUUUGUGCAGUCAUUUUUGAGCCCC
Molecule: messenger RNA, 1987 nt
Organism: Halichondria panicea
Lineage: Eukaryota; Metazoa; Porifera; Demospongiae; Suberitida; Halichondriidae
Product: TGF-beta receptor type-1-like
Exons: 10
Coding region: 117-1625 (502 amino acids)
Biological process (GO): cellular response to growth factor stimulus; dorsal/ventral pattern formation; BMP signaling pathway
Cellular component (GO): signaling receptor complex; plasma membrane
Molecular function (GO): ATP binding; transforming growth factor beta receptor activity, type I; SMAD binding
Source: RefSeq, a predicted model, not a curated record